This is a messenger RNA of Numida meleagris (helmeted guineafowl), 5907 nucleotides long. It is a transcript of the gene SLC60A2, whose product is annotated as major facilitator superfamily domain containing 4B. NCBI's taxonomy places the organism in Eukaryota, Metazoa, Chordata, Aves, Galliformes, Numididae. The record is from RefSeq and is a predicted model, not a curated record. Bases 134 to 1864 code for a protein of 576 amino acids. The transcript is spliced from 4 exons.
GCCGCAGAGCCCGCCGGGAGCUGUAGGCUUCCCCCGCGCAGCGCCGCGCCGCGAGCUGAGGGGCAGGGCUUGCGGUUCCGGGUUCCCCGCCGGCCCGACCGGCCGCGUGUGCCGGCCCGCCCCGCUAGGAGCCAUGGCCGGCGCCGAGCGCAAGAAGCACGUCCGCUUCGCCGGCCCGGGGCAGGGGGCGGCGGGGCCGGGACCUGGUCCGGGCUCGGGCUCGGGGCCGCGCCCCCCCCCCGCGCCGCACGCGGAGGUGGCCGUGGUCGGCGGGCGGCGGUGCGGGGAGGGAGCGGCGCUGCGGUGGUGCAUCUCCGCGGCGCUGUGCGCGGCCUUUCUGGGGCUGGGCACGAGCAUCGCCGUGCUGGGACCGACCUUCCAGAACCUGGCCGACAACGUGCACAAGAACGUCACCGACAUCUACUACAUCUUCGUGGGCCGCUCGCUGGGCUACCUGGGCGGCUCCGUGCUCGGCGGGAUCCUCUUCGACCACGUCAACGCGCACCUCCUGCUCGCGUUUUCCAUGCUGGGAACCACGGCUGGUCUUUUUGCCAUACCAUGGUGUAAGAAGUCCCUGCUGCUGACUGCCUUGAUGGCACUCAUCGGAGCCUCCAUGGGAGUUCUUGACACGGGUGGCAAUGUUCUUGCACUGAGCACGUGGGGAAUAGAGGCCGGACCGCAUCUGCAGGCCUUGCACUUCAGUUUUGCCAUGGGUGCGUUUGUGGCUCCGAUUCUGGCUAAAAUGGCAAUGGGAAGUUCUGAACCCAGAGACCUUCAGGCAGGUGAAAACUCAAACCAGUCUGUCCGGAGCCCUGUGCCAACAGCGUCAGCUACGCUAGCACUGAAACACCGUCUCGGUGUCGAUUUUUUGUGGUCCUAUAUUGUCAUAGGGACCUACCUUCUGUUUGUUUCUUUCUUCUUUUUUAUUUUGUAUUCAAAGAGCAGCUCGGUUCGAGACAAAUCAAAGGCUUCUGUGCAGAAAUGCAAGGUUGCCAAAUACCACCAUGCCCUGAUUAUUCUCCUUUUCCUGUUCUUCCUCUGCUACGUGGGAGCGGAGGUUACUUACGGCUCUUACAUAUUUACUUACGCAAAGGUCUUUGCUGAGAUGAAAGAAAACGAAGCGGCUGCUUUGAAUUCUGUCUUCUGGGGCGCGUUUGCUGUUUGUCGAGCGGUGUCGGUAUUUUGUGCCGCUUGCUUGUACCCCGGCACUAUGAUCGUGCUGAGCCUCAUUGGCUCUGCCGUCUCCUCUUCGUCCUUGGCUUUCUUUGCGCACUACCCAGUUUCGCUGUGGGCUGGAACUGCGGUGUACGGAGCCUCCAUGGCCGCCAUCUUCCCCAGUGGCAUUUCCUGGAUCGAGCAGUACACGGUCAUCCAGGGGAAGUCAGCUUCUCUCUUCGUGGUUGGUGCUGCUCUGGGGGAGAUGUGCAUUCCUGCAGCGGUCGGGUACCUGCAGGGGAGGUUUCACCACGUUCCCGUGGUCAUGUACACCGCGCUGGGAACUUCGGCGGUGACGGCUGUGCUGUUUCCUGUGAUGUAUAAAUUGGCCACCGCUUCUGGAGAGUGCUCGAGAGAGAUGAGCGAAAGCGAGGACCGGAAGGCUUUGCUCUCCAGUUCGGGGCUUAAUGAAGAUGAAGAGGAUGAGGAGGAUGCAGGAGAGUGGAAUGAAGCGGACUUUGAGGUAAUAGAAAUGAACGAUACCCUGAGAAACUCUGCGGUAGAGACCUCCCUUAAGGUAGCAGGGGACUCGCCGGCGGAAGCCUCCCUCCAGCCGCAUCCAGGUGAUGCUGCAGGGGAUUGUCCAGUGGGAGCUGGCGGCUCCCCUGGGAGAAAAAGCGUGAAUGUUGACCGGGAGAAGAAUGAUUAGAGUAAAAGCUGACUCUUUGGUUUUUAACUGAAAUGCAGUGGAAUCGUAGCUGUUCUCAUAAAGUGGUUCAAAGAUCUUCUCAGAGUAAGAAGAAGGUUUCCUCCUUUGCCUGUUCUUUCUCCUUCCUCAGUUUCAGUCUGCAGCGGUGCAUCCCGGAGAAAGUCCACAGUGAUAUGAACGUGGUAACGUGAUACAAUUUGUAGACUAUGCUGAAAAUGUUAAAACACGAGAGGGAUUUUUUAAAUGUCGGGUGUGCAUUUCAAUCAUCUGUGCUGUGAUGGGAGCUAGCUGGGAAAAAGCUGCUCAGACCACUUGGUUUCUUGGAGGUGGGUGAAGGGCGCCGUUCUGAGCUGCUUGGUCACAGUGGGUUUUCAUCAGAAAGGAGAGAAAUCUGUUUCCCUCUGGUGCUGAACUUUCUUAGCUCGCGAAAGAAGAAUGUUGCUACUGCGUUGAGGGUGGGCGUGUGAAUGGGAUAUCCCGAUGGCCAGUCACAUACUUUUCUGAUUCUGUCACUAAGACGGCACGGAACGAAAGAUGAAUUUUUAGGAGUGUGACCAUGCCUUUGGGUCAUUUAAAGCGGUGUAUGGGAACGAGGACAAACGGCCUCGUGUUUAUCUGCUGUGCGGCUUAACUCUGAUUACUCGUUAACCACUGGUGACAAAUCUAAAUACUUGAAGUAUCUGUGAUUGUACUUGUGAUUUAAAUUACUGCACUACCACUGAAAUCAACAAAUGUACGAAGAUGACAUGAAGUAAUACGUUAGCUAGAAUUGUGUUAAUGACAUUGGGCCAUGAUAUUGUAAGCCGGUUCAGUUGAAAGGUGUCACAACUUCUCUGGCUUCCUGCGCCAAGAUUUCUACGCAGCAGUGUGUUAGGACGACAGUUUGAGAAUGAGAUGGAAUUACUGCUGAGUCGAUCCCGUCCAGUUGCACAGCGUGUCUGCUUGCUCCCUGUUUGUAGGGUGCUGCCGUUCAGCUUUUCUUUCUUUGGGUGAUGACGCGCAGCAAGUUCCUCCGUGAGGAGAAGCUGUGGUUUGUGCGUGUAGAUUUAUUGCUCCGCAGGGGAAAGCCCUCAGGUCUGCCUGUGUCACCCGGUCCUCCCCAGUAAGAACAAAGAUGCAGCAGCUCACGGCAAAGCCUGGAGCGGUAGUUCUGCAACAUGUCUACUUGAAAACCAAAAAUUAGGAGGUUGCUGUUUUUUAAAGCUGUGUGAUCACUACGUGGGUUGGUUUUCUGUGGGUUUUUUUUUUUUUGGUUGUUGUUGUUUGCACUAUUAAUAUUUUUUUUUUUGCCUAAGAGGUUUAAUUGCUGACAAAGGGAAGAGCUCUAAGUGUAACGUAGCACAGAAUUGUGGAUGUUCAGCGUGUUUUCAGUUGUUUUUGUUCCUUCUCCUGUCCCCUGUGUGUUUAACCUGGAACCUAAGGGCUCCUUCCUUUCUCCUGAAAAGUUAGUUUGUAAAAAGCAGGAAUCCGUUUGUAGUGAAAAGAUGUGUUGGUUUUUUUUUUUUUUUUUUUGCAUCCUGCAAUGUUGAAGGGCCUCCCUGUCCUGCUGCUGUAGGCACUUAAGUGCCAUUGCCUGUUUGCCUGGUUCUUCUUUCCUUUUGUGCAUGUAUGCACACUUCCAAUGCGAUGCAUGAACCUGCACUUUAUUUAAUAUAUGGAUUUGCUCCACCUGCUACACAGGGGUUUUCUUCUCUGCUUAGAGUUCUUGUAAAUACUUCUGAACAUCAGCCCAAAUCCUGUUCUGGCUACAUGUGGCAGCAUUUCAUCAACUGAAGUAAGCCUCUCUGGCUUUAUGCUUUCAGUUAGUUACAUGCAAUAGUCAUAAAAGAAAGCAAUGGCAUGGCAGAGAGAAUGUCUUUCUUAGGUGAGUGCAGAUUAAGCCUGGAUUUCUUAAAGUAAGUUUUCUUUUUCCCUCUUCCCUCCUGCACUCUGCAAUAACUGCUUUAUAUUUGGAAAGUAGGGAGUGUUAUCUGACAGCGUGGGCGAAUCUUGGUUUUAUGAGGAGAGGGGAAGUGACACACGCUUGUGCUUCUGCUCUGCUUUUAUGGGAUGUACUUCACCCCCAGGGGCUCACGGGUAUCCCUCUGGUAGAAGGGGUCGGUGUAGGGCAAACAACAGCAGGAACCCAGGCGGGUCUGUGGCAGCUCCCCGCUGCAAGAGCCAUCCGUGUGCUUGGUCUGUACCAACGGAGCCACUCCUGCCUGCGUCUGCAAAAUGCACGAAUACGAGGCACGAGGAACGUCCCAGCUGCGUUAUGUAAUGAUGUACCACAACGGUAAACCUUGGGCUGCUUUCCAUCUGAGGUAGACGUACCUGUAAUUAGCAAUGUAAAAAAUAGAACAGUGGGGACUUCUGCUGAUGGGAGUCUUCAGUGAUUUAAAAGAGUCUCCCUGUACCUGAGGUCAUGUCGCCAGAAAAAAACGAGUUUAAGAAACCUGCCUGAAAGCAGGCAGAUUUUAAAAUAAUUUGCAAUUUGUACGCUAAUUUCUAUCUGAAAUUUCAAAUUGGAAUGUUCGGUAAGGAAGGUUAUUCUCAGGGAUAGUUAACACAUUUCACAUAAUCAAGUAGUGGAAAAAAAAAAAAAUUAAAGCCCCAUUGGGAAAUGUGCUUUAAUCUCUUUGAACCAUAUGUACCUAUGUAUGUUAUAAAUGCGUAUAGAUCUAUAGACAGAUAGAUAGGUACGGACACGCUUGCUUACUUGUGUUUCUGACAAAUGUCAUCACAACAAGAGGAGAAAUGCUGUCCAAAGGAAAAGCCAUGACUGGCUGAGCGGGGGCGUGUAGCAUCGUGUUGGAACAAUACCCAGAAGCCUUUGCCUGGAUGACUUCUGAACUGUGGGUUGUCUUUGCCAGCACUCAAGCCCUCAGCGUCUUACUUCUGGCCUCAGACAUGAAUAGCACAUACAUGUAAAGCUUGUGCUCCUUAUCCCCUAAACACCUGCAUCUAGAAUCAGUGGCUGCCCCUUAAUGAAAACAAAAUGUUGAAUGCAAUUAAAGAUGAAAGCAGACCUAGGACCUUUCUAAUGCUGAGCCCAGCUCACGGCAGCUGUAGAUGUCCUUGAUGCUCAGGGCUGUUGCUGUCCUAGUUAAUUGGAUUUUGGUGUUCCUCAAGACUUCUUUUAGAGAAUCACAGAAUUGCAGGGGCUGGAAGGGACCUCCAGAGAUCACUGAGUAAGUCCAACCCCCCUGCAAAGGAGGCUCCCUGCAGCAGGCUGCACAGGCAGGCGUCCACACAGGUCUUGAAUAUCUCCAGAGAAGGAGACUCCACAACCUCCCUGGGCAGCCUGUUCCAGUGCUCCUUCACCCUCACUGGGAAGAAAUUCCUUCGCAUACGGGUGCAGAACUUCCUAUGCUCCGGAGGAAUGAAUAUUAGUUUUCAUAUGUUUAAAUAAUUUCCAAAGUAAAUUAGUUCCUUGCAUAUACAAGGAGGAGCUAUUUACAGGGUCUUUUUAAGUAAAGGGUAGAAGCAGUGUUGAAGCUCUGUGGAGGACCUCUUAAGUGUUAUUUAUGGGUAUUACCUCCCCAUUGCCUUGUUAAUGUCAGAAAGUCAGCUUGGUGCUGUGGCCAGUGGGUGAGAUGGCUGAAGGUAAUGUGAUUCAUCCUUCUGCCCAUAAAAGCAGGAUUGCGUUGAGGAUGGUCACGUGCCCAUUUCCUCCAGCGUUAAAUUCCUACAGUUCAAUGUCACAAUAUGUGUAUUUAGCCCUGUCUCAUUCCCAAAUGUGGGACUGUACUGCAGGCACCGAGGAGUUACUGCUGGCAUUGGUACUUCUGUAAAUGACCCUUCAGUGCUGGAAUGCAGAGUGGGCAACAGUUUGUGCCUUGGUGGGAGAUUCUGGUUACUUUCCAUAGAAGCUCACAGUAAUCUGUAUAUGUUCUGUUAUAUAUUCAUAGUUUUUAUUUUGCUUGCGGUGGGUUUACAUUGUAUUGUAUAACGUGGAAUUUAUAACAGAUGACUUGUACCUUGAAUGUAAUAAAUCGUUAACGGGAGGAGGCACUCAGGUUCCUUUAUGUAAAUAAAAAGUUUUGUUCUAUUUUUAAAAGCUA